AUGUUCGGCCUUCUCCCAGACUUGACGCCACGAGACUCGCACUCGAUCUGGUAUACCUCCUCCCGCAACCCCGUAACCCAAGCCGCCCUCCUCGAAGCCCACGACCAGCGCGAAAACAUCAACAACAACAACAACAAUCAUGGCGGCCCCUCCCAACAACAGCAGCAACAACACAGCUCGUCCUCGCGCCGCGCCGGUCACCUGCUCAUAGAACGAUCAGCGCUCGCACGGCUUCGGGUCGACGAGCAGCAGAUGGACCGUCGCCGGUUGCACGUCCAGAACUUUGGCAGCACGUGGCUGAAGCCCCCUGGCGUGCCCAAGAGCCUACAUCAGAUUCGGGAGGAGCUGCGCGAGCAGCAGGAGCACGCCGAGGCUAUGAGGCGGGAGCAGCUCGCGCAGGAGCUCGCCGACGCCGAGGCCGCAGGGCAAGACGGGCUAGAGGAUAUUGUCGAGGGCGAGGAGGGAGAAGAGCCGCGGGACCUUGACGACGAGAUCCCGGACGCCGAGGAAAGUUUCGGGUUCGAUGGCGGAGAGGACAGUAUGGCGGAUGAGCUGUCGAGUAGUGAGGGCGGUAUCCUUGAUAACGGUGGCGGCGGCGGCAGCAACAGCAGCGAUGACGACGAGGAUGAUGAUGACGAUGACGAUGACGAUGACGAUGCGACGGCCGUCGAUGAGGAUGAGGGCGAGAGACGCGACGUGCUGGUCGCUGCGAGGAUGCGCAUGGCUGACGACGCCUUCCGACAGGCCAUGGCCCGGGGCGACGUCGACGGCGACGACAUGUACGGCGCGGAAGAGGAGCUCGAGGCCUCGGGCCAGGGCGACAUGCUCGACGAGGAGGACCUCCUCGCCCCCGGCCAAGGCGUCGGCGCCGACGACGACUUGGGCAUGGACAUGGACGCCGACCUGGACGACGAGAUCCCCGAAGCUAGAGAUCUAAGCGGGGUGUACGAGCACACAGACUCGGAAGCCGAGUCGAGCAUGGUCAGCAGCAGCGACGCACGCGGGGCGACCGACGAGGAGGACGACGACGAUGACGAGGUAGGGGACAUCAGCUUCGCGCCGAGAGCAGCGCCGCUGAGGGCGCCGCUGAGUCCAACGGGGGACCGCGGGCGGGGCCUACGCUUCGCGGCGGCGCCAAGGAGUAGUCUAGACCUAAGCGGGUUGCUGUCCGCGGAUGGGAGCAGCAUGAUGGACAGUAGUCCGAACGUCAGGGCCCACAGGCGUUGA
Colletotrichum higginsianum IMI 349063 is the source of this 1227-nucleotide messenger RNA. RefSeq lists its product as uncharacterized. The transcript has 2 exons. NCBI's taxonomy places the organism in Eukaryota, Fungi, Ascomycota, Sordariomycetes, Glomerellales, Glomerellaceae. The coding region runs from base 1 to 1227 and encodes 408 amino acids. Gene Ontology annotation, biological process: anaphase-promoting complex-dependent catabolic process. Gene Ontology annotation, cellular component: anaphase-promoting complex. The record is from RefSeq and is a predicted model, not a curated record.